AAACACGGAAAUCAAAAAUAGGAACCGUUGCCUUGGCUGUAUGUUUCAAGUCGAACAGAUUUGCAGGACGGACCUAGGAGCAAUAGCAGUGCUGAUCAUUUCGGUAGCCUGAGGAAAAGCCAGCCGUCAGCUGUGUGAACAUCAACCUGUUGAACCAGAAAUGCCCAAAAAGAAAACAGGAGCCCGGAAAAAGGCCGAGAGUCGUAAGGAGCGAGAGAAACAGAGUCGAGCCAACCGGGAACAUGUUGAAGUGGCCAAACACCCCUGCAACUCCAACAUGGAAUGUGACAAAUGUCAGAGAAAACAGAAGAACAGAGCUUUCUGCUACUUCUGCAACUCGGUGCAGAAGCUGCCUGUCUGCGCUCAGUGUGGCAAAACCAAGUGCAUGAAGUCAUCAGAUUGUGUCAUCAAACAUCCUGGGAUCCACAGCACUGGGAUGGCCAUGGUGGGAGCAGUGUGUGACUUCUGUGAAGCUUGGGUGUGCCAUGGCAGGAAAUGUUUGAGCACUCAUGCCUGUGCGUGUCCUCUGACUGAUGCAGACUGCAUUGAGUGUGAACGUGGUGUCUGGGAUCAUGGAGGGCGUAUUUUCCGCUGUUCCUUCUGUCAGAACUUCUUGUGUGAGGAUGAUCAGUUUGAACACCAGGCAAGCUGCCAAGUCCUUCAGGCAGAAACAUUCAAAUGUGUUUCCUGUAACAGAUUGGGGCAACACUCUUGCCUGCGCUGUAAGGCCUGUUACUGUGAUGACCACGCCAAGAGUAAGGUCUUCAAACAGGAGAAAGGCAAAGCGCCACCGUGCCCCAAGUGUGGCCACGAGACCCAGGAGACCAAAGACCUCAGCAUGUCCACUCGCACGUUGAAGUUUGGCCGCCAGGCCGGUGCCGACGACGACGAUUAUUACUGUGAUGGAGCGUCAGGGUAUGAUUCCUACUGGAAGAAUCUAGCGUCCGGAAGCAGGGACCAAGAAGACGACUACGGCGAGGAUGACGACUAUGAGGAAGAUGAGGAUGACGAGGAUGAUGAUGACGAGGAGGAAGAGGAAGAGGAGGAAGAGGGCGAAGAGGAAACGGCUGCUGAUUCCCUGGCUGGUCUCAAAUUGGAUGGGACUGCUGCCUGAAAUGGGACAAAGACUGGGGAUCCUCAGUGGAUGUUCACAAGUCAGGAAUGAAUAAGGACUUGAAUGUAAACUGAGAAUUCCCAUAGUUCUUUCAAAUCCUGUUUAUUCAUUUCAGUGUUAAAUAUUCAAAUGUUAACUUUGAUCUAAACACAUCAUUGCCUAAAUAAAAUACUCUAAAACUAGCAAAACUUUGAUUUUACAUCAAAAACUAUCUGAUUGGAGAUCAAGGAAACAAGACAUCAUUGAUCAAACUUCCAACAUCAUCUUUCAGUAGGUAGUUUUUAAUACCAGACAUAUUUUUUUCUGUACCAAAAAAAAUAUAUUGAGGUUCGAUACCCAGCACUAGAGAUGACUUGUUUUCCCAUUUUUGUGUCUUCUUGACCUCCUGUUUGUGGUGAUUUGGCUAAACACAAAUGUAUUUGGUAGUAUGCAUAUAUCCUGUAAAAUAUAAUAAAGAGCCCCUCCAUAA
Messenger RNA from Thunnus maccoyii (southern bluefin tuna), 1583 nucleotides. RefSeq names its product zinc finger protein 330 (gene noazfp). Lineage: Eukaryota; Metazoa; Chordata; Actinopteri; Scombriformes; Scombridae. Gene Ontology annotation, molecular function: zinc ion binding. The transcript has 10 exons. Gene Ontology annotation, cellular component: nucleus. The record is from RefSeq and is a predicted model, not a curated record. Bases 161 to 1114 code for a protein of 317 amino acids.